CGGGGGAGGAGGGGGAGCAGCGCCGCCGCCGCGGCCGGGCCCGUCCCCCACCGGCUCCCCCGAACACCAUAGGCGGCUCCGGCACCAAGAUGUCCAACCGGGUGCUCUGCCGGGAGGCCAGCCACGCCGGCAGCUGGUACACUGCCUCAGGACCCCAGCUGAAUGCACAACUAGAAGGCUGGCUUUCUCAAGUACAGUCCACAAAGAGACCUGCUAGAGCCAUUAUUGCACCCCAUGCAGGUUAUACCUAUUGUGGAUCUUGUGCAGCCCAUGCUUACAAGCAAGUAGAUCCUAAUAUUACCCGAAAAAUUUUCAUUCUUGGGCCUUCCCAUCACGUGCCCCUUUCCCGAUGUGCACUUUCCAGUGUGGACAUUUAUAGAACGCCUCUGUACGAUCUCCGAAUUGACCAAAAGAUUUAUGGAGAACUGUGGAAGACCGGAAUGUUUGAGCGUAUGUCUUUACAGACAGAUGAAGAUGAACACAGUAUUGAAAUGCAUUUGCCUUAUACUGCUAAAGCCAUGGAAAGCCAUAAGGAUGAGUUUACUAUUAUUCCUGUGUUGGUCGGAGCACUGAGUGAGGCAAAAGAGCAGGAAUUUGGAAAACUCUUCAGUAAAUACCUAGCUGAUCCUAGUAACCUCUUUGUGGUUUCUUCUGACUUUUGCCAUUGGGGUCAGAGGUUCCGUUACAGUUACUAUGAUGAAUCCCAAGGAGAAAUUUAUAGAUCCAUUGAGCACCUAGAUAAAAUGGGUAUGAACAUUAUAGAGCAGCUAGAUCCUGUAUCUUUUAGCAAUUACUUGAAGAAAUACCAUAAUACAAUAUGUGGAAGACAUCCUAUUGGCGUAUUAUUAAAUGCUAUCAAUGAGCUCCAGAAGAAUGGAAUGAAUAUGAGCUUUUCAUUUUUGAAUUACGCUCAAUCAAGCCAGUGUCGAAACUGGCAAGACAGCUCAGUGAGUUACGCAGCUGGAGCACUUAUGGUUCACUGAACUGCUGAAUGCUCAGGGAUGGCACCUGCACACAUUCUGUAUACGGGGUCCCAGCCUAGCCCUUACAAAGAUACAGUCCCUGGUCUUUGGGUAUACUGAAACCUCAAACUAAUAGAACUUCUUUUCUAGUAGGUGUAGUCCUUCCUUAGUUUCAACUCAUUUAAAAAUGCUUUCUUGUUUAGGACGAUGGAAGGAAGAGUGGUAUCAAAACGUUGUGUGAUUUUUAGGAAAGAUAAUAGCUGUGAAGGCAUGGGUGGCAGACAGUCCUUACAAGUGCGACAUGUAAAGCAUUUACCAUAUCCUAAAUUUGCACUCUUUGCAGACCUGUGCACAUGUACUCAGCUUUCAGAAUAGUUUUGCAAGUUGUAAAUGGGGAAAAAAAGGAGUGGAAGCUUUUUAAUAAAAGGAAAAAAGGAAAACAACGCAUUUAUAAAUGAUCCUGUAUUAGAAUAUAAUAAAACUCCAGUAUAGUCAGUUACUACCCGUGAUGUACAACAGAUAUCUUCUAUUUUAGUUGCUAAUAAAGGGCUACACAAACCAAAA
Tympanuchus pallidicinctus (lesser prairie-chicken) is the source of this 1526-nucleotide messenger RNA. RefSeq names its product mediator of cell motility 1 (gene MEMO1). The record is from RefSeq and is a predicted model, not a curated record. The coding region runs from base 90 to 983 and encodes 297 amino acids. NCBI's taxonomy places the organism in Eukaryota, Metazoa, Chordata, Aves, Galliformes, Phasianidae. The transcript is spliced from 9 exons.